Messenger RNA from Antechinus flavipes (yellow-footed antechinus), 3608 nucleotides. RefSeq names its product solute carrier family 47 member 2 (gene SLC47A2). Lineage: Eukaryota; Metazoa; Chordata; Mammalia; Dasyuromorphia; Dasyuridae. The record is from RefSeq and is a predicted model, not a curated record. Gene Ontology annotation, molecular function: antiporter activity; xenobiotic transmembrane transporter activity. Bases 68 to 1792 code for a protein of 574 amino acids. Gene Ontology annotation, cellular component: membrane. Gene Ontology annotation, biological process: xenobiotic detoxification by transmembrane export across the plasma membrane. The transcript is spliced from 17 exons.
GCAGGGUCCAAGGAGCAGCUCUCCACCGACCCUACUGCAGCGGGAGGCUCCAGAGCCUGGAAUCAGAAUGGACCCGGCCCCGGGAAUCACUGCCGAGGGUCCUUCUGGAGACAACAAGAGCAGGGGGCAGGUGCCCCCACGGAGGGGACUGCGGAGGAUCAUCCCAGAAGGCUUUGGGGCGGAAGUCUGGAGUCUUUUCAAACUCUCGGGACCCCUGUUCCUGUUCCAGCUGUUGAUUUUCAUGAUCUUUGUGGUGAGCACCGUGUUCUGUGGGCACCUGGGAAAGGUGGAGUUGGCCUCCGUGACCCUGGCCGUGGCGUUUGUCAACAUUUGCGGAGUUUCCGUGGGCUACGGCAUGGCGUCGGCCUGCGACACCCUGAUGUCUCAGACUUAUGGAAGCGCCAACAAGAAGCACGUGGGGGUCAUCCUGCAAAGGGGGAUCCUGAUCCUGCUGCUGUGCUGCUUCCCCUGCUGGGCCCUCUUCAUUAACACAGAGGAGAUCCUUCUCCUCCUCCGGCAAGACCCCGCCGUGUCCGGGAUCACCCAGGAAUAUGUGAUGAACUUCAUUCCUGCUCUUCCUGCAAUUUUCCUUUAUACCUUAGAAGUGAAAUAUCUGCAAAAUCAGGGCAUUGUCUGGCCUCAGGUUCUCAGCAGCAUUUUGGGAAAUGGUGUCAAUGGCUUGGCUAACUACAUCUUUGUCUACAUUUUCAAUCUGGGAGUGCCGGGCUCCGCUUUGGCUAACACCAUUUCCCAGUACAUCCAGGCCAUUGUCCUUUUCCUGUAUGUCGUGGUGAGAAAACUCUACCUGGAAACAUGGGGAGGGUGGUCCCUCCAGUGCCUGCAGGAGUGGGAAGCCUUCUUGUCUCUGGCCAUUCCGGGCAUGCUCAUGAUAUGUAUCGAGUGGUGGGCUUAUGAGAUUGGGAGCCUCCUCAUAGGUCUGCUCAGCGUGGUGGAGUUGUCUGCCCAGUCCAUAAUUUAUGAGGUGUCAACUGUUAUGUACAUGAUUCCUCUUGGAUUUGGCUCUGCUGUCUGUGUCAGAGUGGGGAACGCACUGGGUGCCGGGGAUACUCAGGCGGCUAAGAGAUCUUCGGUUACUGGGGUGCUGUGCACUGUUGGCAUCUUUUUCGUCAUUGGCUCCCUGCUAACCAUCUUCAAGGAUGUCCUGGGAUGGAUUUUUACCAAUGAUGAGGAAGUCAACGCCCUGGUGAGCUGGGUCAUGCCGGUCUACAUUGUCUAUAACCUGUUUGAGUCCCUCUGUUGCGUCUGCGGCGCCGUGCUGAGAGGAACCGGCAGGCUCAUCUUUGGGGCUGCCGUGAAUGCUGUGGCCUACUACGCCAUUGGGCUCCCCAUCGGGGCCGUGCUGGUGUUUGUAGUGAAAAUCGGAGUCAUAGGCCUCUGGCUGGGGAUGCUGGUCUGCGUCAUCCUGGCCACCAUCACCUUCAUCACCUACACGGCCAGGAUUAACUGGAAGCUGGCUGCGGAGGAGGCUCAGAAACGGACCGGCCUUCACCAGCCAGAGUCCCAGAGCGCGGGCCCCAGGCAGGGGCCGGGCAGGAUGGCCUUUUCCUCAGUGGCUACAGGUAGCAACCCUGGGAUUGUUCUGACGAGGUACUCAAAAGCCGAGAGCCAGGCAGACCUCUUGCCGCCUCUGGAAGCAGCGUCCACCCUUUCUACUGCCUGCAAUGUGCUGUCACUCAAGCAGCUGAUUGUCCGCCGGGGGCUUUGUCUUCUGGGAGCAGUUGCAGUGCUGAUUCUGGGGGUCAUGAUCAAGAUCAUGACUGCCAAGCACUAGCAGGAUGUGUUCUUCCAGAACCCGAGCCAUCCUGAACGAGCGGCCCUGGGACAGUGUUCCCACGGGCCCAUUCUACAGGAAUACGGGUCACAUCACAAGGUACUGAAAACAUCUUUUUAAAUAAUGAGGCCUCUUGGGAACCCAGCCCAACUUUACUUCUGGCUCCAAGGCUGGUUUCCAAGUAAGUCUGCCAUGGUCAGAAGGAACGUCAAGGUGGAACUGCUUACCCUCUCACAUGUGGAUUCCUCGUUUGAAAGACUUCGCAAACUUGAACUAUAAAUCCCAAGGAUUGUCAAAGCUAUUUCCAAGCACGAAUGCUGCAGGGCCCUGGUUAAAGAAACGGUUUCUGAGGGGGAUGCUCCGCCGCCUGGGUUUGUUCUUUUGGAGGCAGUUUCUGUGCACCAGGGGUGCCCAGGAGGCUUGUUCCAUACAAUUCUUCCCUUGAGGGGAAGUGGGAAGGAGUUGGGAACGUCCUCUUCAGAAGUAUCCUAAUCAUCCAGUCUAUUAGAAAUUCUCGGCACUCCCAAGGACAGCAAGGACUUGUUGGUCAUUUGUAGCCACAAAUGUCCUAUUUCAGUUUGACUUAAAUUUCCUUCAGUGUCUUGGAAUACAGUUUAUUCAGUGCUUUGGAAUACAAAGACAUGCUACAAAGAUGUGACUAUCUUUCAGUGGUAUCUAGAGUAGAAUUUAGGGCAGUGUAGAGAACUUAGUCCUCCAUCCCUCUAUCCUCCACCCCCAGAGUACAGUCCUGAACCCCAGAGAAGUGUAUGAUGUGUCUGUGGGGAAAUAGAAAGUUAAAUCAGUGCUGCUGCAGGAUUUCCUCGCAGGCUUCAGCACAUCCAAACAAGGAGAAGAGAUGCAAAUACAGAGUACCUCAAGUUUCAAGUAUUAAAGAUUGACUUUUGGGACACACUGUACAAUAUACCGUGUUUCCCUGACAAUAAGACCUAUCCCGAAAAUAAGCCCUCCCCUUACUGUGUAAGAUUCCUCUAAAAUAAGCCCUCCCCCGAAAAUAAGCCCUAUUGAGAUUGCUACUAUAGUGAAGGUGAUCCCCUGUGCUACAUGAUACAUUACGGUAUCCUCUGUAUGCACCGUAACCCCCUCCUCCCCUCCCUCCCCCCGCCACACUCUGAGCUGCAUCCAAUCAGAGCUGCAGCAGUGAGCGUGUCAUCCUGUUCUUCCCCAGUGAUUUGCUUGCUGGCGCCAUUGAGAGCAUUAAAAUAAGCCCUCCCCUGAAAGUAAGUCCUCUGGUGCUUUUUCUGUCCAAAAAAAUAAUAAGACAGUGUCUUAUUAUUGGGGAAACACGGUAUAACUUUUACGAAAAUUCUUUUUUUUUUUUUUUUUUUUUUUUUUUUGCUGAGACAACUGGGAUUAAGUGACUUGCCCAGGAUCACACAGCUAGGAAAUUUUAAGUGUCUGAGACCAGAUUUGAACUCAGGUACUCCUGACUUCAGGGCUGGUGCUGUAUCCACUGCACCACCCAGCUGCCCUGAAAAUUCUUUUUAUAUCACAAAUUAAAUAAUUUCCCUCACGUCCAUAGUCUUUGAGAAGGAGACACUGAUUCUCCUUGCCCUACGACAGAAAUAUUACUAUCACGUCAUACCACACAACAACCAACUACUUUGCCGAAAAUAUAACUACUUGGGUUAGGUGUGUUUAAUAAAUAAGCCUGUAGCUAGGGUCAUUUACAGCCAGAGUUUCAUCAUAUUUGCAGUACUUCCAAGGUUCCCAGCUAAAGGGAGAAAAACAAAGAUAUGAGAACUAUUUAAAACUCAGCUCAAUUUUAUUAAUCAUAAUAAAGAUUUUUAAUUAGUAA